UAUAUCAUAGACAUAGGUCUGUGUGUGCAGGUGAUUUCUGCUUAUUCUUAGGAAGACGACCUUCACCCGCAUCCAAAAGUCCGAAAACGGCAACAGCCAUCUCAGAUUGUACAACUUGUGUAUGCAGAUAUCUCUUGCAAUCAAGUAAAACAGAGGAGACAGACGAGAGAUAUAUGGCGAAGUAUAUCGAUCAAUAUAGGGCCCUCAUGAGGGGCAUGUCACCGGAAGAAGUUGCCGAUUAUUAUACAAACUGGGCUGAAAAUACAAAAUACGAUCAGGACUUGAAACCAGGAAUAUAUAAUUGUCCGACAAUUGCAGCUAACGAGGUGGCUAAAUGCUUCCCAGAAGACAGAGACAGGAUUAAAAUUAUAGACAUUGCUUGUGGGACUGGUCGAGUCGGAGUGGAGUUGGCAGUUCAUGGCUUUAAAGAUAUCGACGGUCUUGAUGGUUCUGAUGGAAUGCUGAAACAGUGUCAGGACAAAGGUCUUUACAAAAACUUGUACAAAGAAUUCUGCGGACAUACUACCUUGCCAAUUGAUGAUGACGUAUACGAUUGUUUAGUUGUAUCCGGAGGAAUGGGCGAGAAUCAUAUACCCUUAUCCGGAAUAUUUGAAAUGAUACGUAUCGUAAAGCCAGGUGGAUUUAUUAUACUAAUAGUAAGGAAAGAGUUUGUAGAUCGCGGCGGCGAGGAUAUCGACAACCUAGAAACAUUCGUUGCAAAGCUCGAAAGUGAAGACAAGGUUGAAAUACUUGAACACCGUGAGGUGGCAAACUAUUCCUUUGACAGAGAUGGCGUUAUCUUUAAAAUGAAGAAGAGUUGUAUAUAAAUUUAUGGGACAAUAAAAGACAACUCAUGGUGUUGUGAUUCAGACUAGUGUACUAUACUAAUAAAAUUUGAUAAUUG
This is a messenger RNA of Mercenaria mercenaria, 904 nucleotides long. RefSeq names its product methyltransferase-like protein 27. The record is from RefSeq and is a predicted model, not a curated record. The transcript is spliced from 7 exons. Bases 174 to 827 code for a protein of 217 amino acids. Lineage: Eukaryota; Metazoa; Mollusca; Bivalvia; Venerida; Veneridae.